Molecule: messenger RNA, 1596 nt
Organism: Grosmannia clavigera kw1407
Lineage: Eukaryota; Fungi; Ascomycota; Sordariomycetes; Ophiostomatales; Ophiostomataceae
Product: aromatic-l-amino-acid decarboxylase
Exons: 2
Coding region: 1-1596 (531 amino acids)
Biological process (GO): amino acid metabolic process
Molecular function (GO): carboxy-lyase activity; pyridoxal phosphate binding
Source: RefSeq, a predicted model, not a curated record
AUGGACGCAAACGACUUCCGGCAAGCGGCCACGGCCACGAUUGAGGAGAUCAUCCAGUACUACGGCAGUCUGGGCGGCCGGCCGGUGGUGUCGACGGUCGAGCCAGGCUACCUGCGGCGGUUGCUGCCGGCGGCGGUGCCGGAGCAAGGGGAGCCAUGGUCGGCGAUCCAGGCAGACGUGGAGGACAAGAUCGUGCCAGGGCUGACACACUGGCAGUCGCCCAACUUCUUUGCCUUUUUCCCAUGUCCGUCGAGCUACCCGUCGAUCCUGGGCGAGCUAUACUCGGCCACGUUUGCGGCGGCGGCCUUUAACUGGAUCUGCAGCCCGGCCAUCACGGAGCUGGAGACGGUUGUGAUGGACUGGCUGGUGCAGCUGCUCGGUCUGCCGGCCGACUUUGCGAGCACGGGGCCAACGGCCGGCGGUGGCGUCAUCCAUGGCACCGCGUCUGAAGCCGUGCUGACCAUGAUGACUGCUGCUGCCGACAAGUAUCUGCGCGCCGUUCUGGCCGACGCGGUCGUCGGCUGCUCCGACGAAGCUGUCGAGGACCUCCGUGCCGACCGUCGUGGCCGCCUCGUGGCUCUCGGCAGCGCUGCCGCCCACUCGUCCACCAAAAAGGCCGCCCGCAUCCUCGGCCUGCGCUACCGCUCUGUGCCCGUCGCUCCGGCCGACGGCUAUCGCAUGACCGCCACAGCUCUCCGCCAGACCCUCGCCGACGUCCGCGCUGCCGGACUGGAACCCUUCUUCCUCACCGCCACCUUUGGCACCACCGACACCUGUGCCGUCGACGACUUUGCCGGCAUCGCCGACGUCCUCGAACAGGACCGCCGGCUGGCCCAACAACAGUCCCAGAAACAGACCCUCCCAGAGGUCUGGGUCCACGUCGAUGCUGCCUAUGCUGGAUCGGCUCUCGUGCUGCCUGACCAGCAGGCCGCCUUUGCCCCUGCCGCUGCCGGCACCGACAUCCUCCGUCGCUUCCACAGCUUCAACUUCAACAUGCACAAGUGGCUGCUCACCAACUUUGACGCCUCCUGCGUCUUCGUUCGCCGCCGUCGCUGGCUCGUCGAUGCCCUCAGCGCCGAUGCCCACUACUACCGCAACGAUUACAGCGAUGGCGGCUUAGUCACCGACUACCGCGACUGGCAGCUGCCCCUCGGUCGUCGCUUCCGCAGCCUCAAAAUCUGGUUCGUCCUCCGCACCUACGGUCGAGACGGCCUGCGUGCUUAUAUCAGCCGCUCCAUCCGCCUCGGCGAGCGCUUUGCUGCCGCACUGCCCCCUGAUCUCUUCGAUAUCAUCACCGGCCCCCGCUUCGCCCUCACUGUCUUCCGCUGUGCCCCUCGUGACCCCGCCGAGGACCCCGCCGCCACCUCCGAUCGCACCCGCCGCGUCUACGAGGCCGUCAACGCCGGCGGUCAGAUCUGGGUCACCAGCACCAGCCUCGAGGGCAAGGGCGCGGCCAUCCGCGUCAUGACCGGAAACUACCUCACCGAGGAGAAACACGUUGACGGCGCCAUCGCCAUCUUCAUUGCCGCCGCCCGUCAGGCUCUUGCUGACGAGGACAAAAAGCAAGCAGCCCACCAACCCGACCUCAAAAUUUAG